Messenger RNA from Solea solea (common sole), 2492 nucleotides. It is a transcript of the gene cyp2r1, whose product is annotated as vitamin D 25-hydroxylase. Lineage: Eukaryota; Metazoa; Chordata; Actinopteri; Pleuronectiformes; Soleidae. Gene Ontology annotation, biological process: xenobiotic metabolic process. The transcript is spliced from 5 exons. Bases 158 to 1723 code for a protein of 521 amino acids. The record is from RefSeq and is a predicted model, not a curated record. Gene Ontology annotation, cellular component: intracellular membrane-bounded organelle; cytoplasm. Gene Ontology annotation, molecular function: oxidoreductase activity, acting on paired donors, with incorporation or reduction of molecular oxygen, reduced flavin or flavoprotein as one donor, and incorporation of one atom of oxygen; heme binding; iron ion binding.
CAGCGGAACAAAGUUCACCGAGAGUCAACUCCGACUUUUCUGGCCAAUCUUAGCUUCAGAGGCGGGGGGAUAUAAAUGUGCAAGGUAACAGAAAUGCGCUAACGGAGCAGAACCAAGUUCACCGGAGAAGACCAGAGACAAAGAGAGACUCGGAAAGAUGGUCUACAUCAAACCUCCGUCCCUGGUGCCGGUGUCCAUUGACGCGCUGCAGGCUCUGCUCGGCGCCCUCUGCCUGUGCGUCGCCGCGCUCGCGCUGCUGCUGGUCCGCCAGCUCUUCAAGCAGAGGAGACCCCCGGGAUUCCCUCCCGGUCCGUCUCCUAUCCCCGUCAUAGGCAGCAUUCUGUCACUGGCCACUGAGCCGCACGUCUUCCUCAAGAAGCAGAGUGAGGUUCACGGACAGAUUUUCAGUCUGGACCUGGGAGGCAUCCUGACCGUGGUGCUGAACGGCUACGACUGCAUGAAAGAGUGUCUGUACCAUCAGAGCGAGGUGUUUGCCGAUCGCCCGUCGCUGCCUCUGUUUCAGAAGAUGACCAAAAUGGGUGGCCUUCUCAACUGCAAAUACGGCAAAGGCUGGAUCGACCAUCGCAAACUGGCGUGCAACUCCUUCCGUUACUUCGGCAGCGGCCAGCGGCACUUUGAGAGGAAGAUCUCGGAGGAGUGCAUGUUCUUCGUCGACGCCAUCGACGAGCACAAGGGCCGGCCCUUCAACCCCAAGCACCUGGUGACCAACGCCGUGUCCAACAUCACCAACCUGGUCAUCUUCGGUCAGCGCUUCACGUACGACGACCACAACUUCCAGCACAUGAUCGAGCUGUUCAGCGAGAACGUGGAGCUGGCCGUGAGCGGCUGGGCCCUGCUCUACAACGCCUUCCCCUGGAUCGAGUACCUGCCCUUUGGCAAGCAUCAGAAGCUGUUCCGCAACGCCGCCGAGGUCUACGACUUCUUGCUGCAGGCCAUCGAGCGCUUCUCGCAGGGCCGGGUGCCCCGCGUGCCGCGGCACUACAUCGACGCCUAUCUGGACGAGCUGGAGCAGAACGCCGCCGACCCCAGCUCCUCGUUCUCCCAGGAGAACCUCAUCUACUCGGUGGGCGAGCUGAUUAUUGCCGGCACGGAGACCACGACGAACACGCUGCGCUGGGCGAUGCUGUACAUGGCCCUGUACCCCAACAUACAAGAGAGGGUGCACAGAGAGAUCGACGCGGUGCUCUCCAACGGACGGGCGCCCACGCUGGAGGACAAGCAGAGGAUGCCCUACGCGGAGGCCGUGCUGCACGAGACCCUGCGCUACUGCAACAUCGUCCCGCUCGGCAUCUUCCGCGCCACCUCGCAGGACGCCAGCGUCAACGGGUACAAGAUCCCCAAGGGCACCAUGGUGAUAACCAACCUGUACUCGGUGCACUUCGACGAGAAGUACUGGAACGACCCGGGCGUCUUCUUGCCGGAGAGGUUUCUGGACAGUAGCGGCAACUUUGUGCGGCGCGAGGCCUUCCUGCCGUUCUCCCUCGGGCGACGCCACUGCGUAGGCGAACAGCUGGCCAGGAUGGAGAUGUUCCUCUUUUUCACCACGCUGCUGCAGAGGUUUCACCUUCAGUUCCCCCCGGGCACGAUUCCCACAGUCGCUCCCAAACUGGGCAUGACCUUACAGCCCAAACCUUACUCCAUCUGCGCCGUCCGCAGGCAGCAGAGAGUUCCACACGCCGGGGACACUCCCUUCGACAGGUAGGCCGGCGGGCUUUUCGCUGCAGCUUGAAUUUUACCAUGACACUGGGCCUGUGAGCAGCAUGUCUCUGUGUAGGAGUGAUUUAUUUAGUCGAAUUCUCUUGCUGAGAAAAGCAUGCGUGUUUGCACGGCGGAGCAGCGGGGGACGUGACGGCAGGAAGCAGAUCUCCACAUGUGAGAGAGUUCCUGUGACUCAGGGAAACUGGAAAAGUCCAUGAACCUCGGCGCAGCUGCGAUGGCUUCAGCACAUGUUGUCAAUGAUUGACAGUUAAGUACACGUAUGACGGUUCAAAGCCCUGCCUUCUCGGGACAGCGUCGGGUCAGACGGAUGUGACUCCACCAAUAGAGAGAUUUUUCCAAGAACGCUCUGAGCACUGAGUGGGACGUGGACGUGUCAUCUGGACUGACUUUGACCCGCCCUCCCCUCUCCAGAGAGAGCUCUUGAUGGACAAGCUUUCUCUCAGAAGGCGACUCAGUUGGAUUCCUAGAAACUGGCGACGCGACCGCUGGGUUUUCUCGAAAUGGUGCUUAUCAGCACGGACAGAGUACCGCCCCCUUUUUUGUGCAACUCCGAUAUUGGUGCUAUUUUUGUGGAUUCACGGAGUCUCAGCUGCAGCUUGAGCUGCUCAAACAUCCCAAAUCUGACAUGAACAAAUACCUCAGCUCUGUGUCUGUGACGUGAGUAGCGUCUAAACGGCGAGAGCGCAGACUGAAGACUCACCCCUGUCUCUUUCCUGAGUGUCAGGGAACCUCAAAGCUCUGCUUCAACACAC